This is a messenger RNA of Periophthalmus magnuspinnatus, 977 nucleotides long. RefSeq names its product P2Y purinoceptor 2-like. Gene Ontology annotation, cellular component: plasma membrane. The record is from RefSeq and is a predicted model, not a curated record. The coding region runs from base 9 to 977 and encodes 322 amino acids. Gene Ontology annotation, molecular function: G protein-coupled receptor activity. Lineage: Eukaryota; Metazoa; Chordata; Actinopteri; Gobiiformes; Gobiidae. The transcript has a single exon. Gene Ontology annotation, biological process: G protein-coupled receptor signaling pathway.
CCACCAGCAUGAACAACAGCAGUGACUCUGGGACCUGCCUGCCUAUUGCUCAACACAUGUCUAUCCCUGUGCUCAUGUGCCUGGUUUACUUUAUGGGAUUCCUUUUGAACUUCUUCAGCCUGUGGAUCUUCUGCUGCCGUAUGUCGUCAUGGAGCGCUGGGACCAUCCUGCAGUUCUGCCUGGCUCUAAGUGAUGCCCUGGGCACUCCUGUCACUCCACUCAUAGCUGUGUACUUUGCCAUGGGUAACAACUGGCCAUUUGGAACAGUGGUGUGCACGGUCAAGAUUGCCCUCCUGAGCUCCCAGUUCUACGGCAGCGCUAUUUUCCUCACUCUGAUCAGCUUUCACAGAUACAAAGCCGUAGUGCACUUCAACAAGAGCUCCAGAAUGAAAAACAAAAGCUUCAUCAAGAAGCUGUGUGCUGGAGUGUGGCUCUUUCUGAUAGCGCACUCAUUGGUUUACUUUGUUGCUAUUCCCUCCACUAAAGUAGGAAAAGUUACACAAUGUCUCAGCUUCAGCCAGAGUUCUCUGACAAACUCUUUCUUCACCAUUGGCUGUGUCCUCGUCUCAGUUGGCUUCCUGCUUCCUCUCAGUAUCUCUGCCACAUGCUAUUUUCAAAUCAAAAAUGCUCUCACUCGUUUGAACAACAUCACAACCAAAAGUCUAAAAGUCAAACUCAAAUCCCAGCGAAUGAUCCAAAUGUGCCUUAUCAUAUUUGGCAUCUGCUUCCUGCCCAUGAAUGUGACCCGCACUGCAGCAAUAGUGAUUAUAAAGUUCUAUCCUGAGCAUUGCCACAUGGUCCAUCAUGUCCAGACUGCGUACUAUGCUUCAUGGAUUGUAGCUGGACUGAACUGCUGCCUGGACCCAGUGCUCUACUAUUUUGGGUCACAGAACUUUAAAGAUGCAUUUCCUUCUUUCAAAGCCAAGCCAGCAGAGCCUCAGCAAAGUGAUACAGAAAUGACACCAAAUCUCAUGUAG